Messenger RNA from Angiostrongylus costaricensis, 1416 nucleotides. The record is from the annotation of a GenBank genome assembly. Lineage: Eukaryota; Metazoa; Nematoda; Chromadorea; Rhabditida; Metastrongylidae.
AUGUUGGAAAUUUCAGCCAGUCGUAAUCUUGUGGAACGCCCUGUGAACAAUCUCAUUACGAUAGGGCGACGGGCCAGUCCCUUAGCUGAUCCUCUAGGAUGGCAAGGGGCGAAAAGUACACUAAAGGAGAGAAUAAGCUACAUGUAUUGCAAGGAUGUUUUGGCCGACGUUUAUUUCAUAGUGGGAAAGGACGAUAUGAGACAGAGAAUUCCUGCUCAUAAAUUUGUCCUUUCGGUUGGUUCAGUAGUUUUUGACGCAAUGUUCAACGGCGGUCUCACGCCACAGAAUUCUAAAGAUCCAUUGGAAAUUGAAUUGCCCGACGUUGAGGUCCCAGCAUUCCGUUCACUUCUUCGUUUUCUUUAUUCUGAUGAAGUUGAAAUAGGACCGGAAAGCGUGAUAACUACGCUUUAUACAGCGAAGAAAUACGCUGUGCCGGCGAUGGAAUCUGCAUGUGUUGAGUUUCUUAAACAGAAUCUUGGUGCGGACAAUGCGUUUAUGCUACUUACACAGGCACGCUUGUUUGAUGAGCAACAACUAGCCAAGCUGUGCCUUGAGAUCAUUGACAAAAAUACAUAUGACGCACUGAAUGGUGAAGGGUUUACUGACAUCGAUCUGGACACGUUAUGUGCUGUUCUUGCUAGAGAUACGCUUCGAAUAAGGGAAGCCCAGCUGUUCCAAGCAGUGGUACGUUGGUCGUCUGAGGAGUGCGCUCGACGUGGUUUGGAGGCAACGACUGAGAAUCGACGUGCUGUUCUUGGUCAUGCUGUGCAGCUUAUUCGUUUUCCUUUGAUGACAGUAGAAGAGUUUGCGCAGUCAGCUGGUGAGACACAGUCUGGUUUGCUGACUGAUCGAGAGGUGGUUAACCUGUUCCUUUACUUCACUGUUAAUCCGAAACCGUCUAUCGGAUUCAAUGACAAUCCACGUUGCUCAGUAGCUGGAAAAGAAUUGGUGGUCAGCCGAUUCCAGCGAAUAGAAGGUCGGUGGGGCUACAGCGGAACUCCAGACAGAAUAAAAUUCACUGUUGAUCGAAAAAUCUACGUUGUUGGAUUCGGACUGUAUGGUGCUAUUCAUGGUUCUCAUGAGUACCAGUGCAUAAUACAGGUAAUUCAUUGCGGUACAGGAAAAGUCUUGGCUCAAAACGAUACGUCAUUCAUUUGCGAUGGUUCUUCAUCAACAUGUCGUGUUUCCUUUCGUGAGCCUGUGGAGAUUACUCCCGGUGUCACCUACAUAGCAAGUGCCUGUUUAAAGGGCGUGGACUCUCACUACGGUACAAAAGGACUGCGACGUAUUGUACACCAGUCAGCUACUGGUGGUGUAGUCACAUUUCAGUUCACCUAUGCGGCUGGCAAUAAUAAUGGAACAAGCGUUGAGGAUGGUCAAAUACCAGAAAUAAUUUUUUAUACCAACAAUGGUUAA